This is a messenger RNA of Aspergillus saccharolyticus JOP 1030-1, 1357 nucleotides long. RefSeq names its product hydroxyacyl-thioester dehydratase HTD2. The record is from RefSeq and is a predicted model, not a curated record. Gene Ontology annotation, molecular function: (3R)-hydroxyacyl-[acyl-carrier-protein] dehydratase activity. Lineage: Eukaryota; Fungi; Ascomycota; Eurotiomycetes; Eurotiales; Aspergillaceae. Bases 1 to 1131 code for a protein of 376 amino acids. The transcript has 3 exons. Gene Ontology annotation, cellular component: mitochondrion.
AUGUAUCUCUCCCCGCUAACCCGAUGCCACUACCUGAGCGCAACAACAACAAGAGGAUUCCGCCGCCAAUUCUCCGUGCAUCGUCCUCUCCGCACCAGCAACAACACCUCCGCAUCCGCCGUCGCCGCAGCCUUCCUCGCCCGCUUCCAGUCUCUGGGCCCUCAGACCCGCACGCAAAUCCUGGAUGCCAAUCAGCUCCAACUUCUUUCUCUCACACUCAAUCGACCUUCUCUCUGGGCGGGGGUGGACUCGACGCCGUCCCUGUCCACCUCCUCGACCCCACUGCCACACGGCACCCCCCUGCCGGCCGGCUACCACCUCGUCUACUUCACCCCGGCCUUCCUCGAAACCGAGCUCGGCCCCGACGGCACCGACACCUCCUACAACCCAGCCUCCCCCUUCACGCGCCGCAUGUGGGCCGGCGGGGCGGUUGAAUGGCCGCGCAAUCCGGUGACUGGUGGCCGACCCAAUUUCCUCCGGGUAGGCCAGGAAGUCCAGGAGACGACACGGGUGUUGAGUGCUGAACCCAAGGUCGUGCGCAAGACCGGCGAAGAGAUGAUUGUGGUGGGCGUGGAGAAGGAGUUCCGGAAUGAGGAUGGCGUGGCUAUUGUGGAUCGGAGGAACUGGGUCUUCCGCAAAGCCCUGACAAGCCCCUCUCCAACACCCACACCACCCACCACCACCACCACAGGAUCCUCAGCACCCGGCACAACAACAACAACAACAACAACAACAACAACAACCACCGAAAACACCCGUACCCACACGCGCACCCUCCGCCAAACCCCGGUCACCCUCUUCCGCUUCUCCGCGUUGACCUUCAACCCGCACAAGAUCCACUACUCGACCCCCUGGGCGCGCGACGUCGAAGGCCACAAGGACAUUGUCGUGCACGGGCCGCUCAACCUGAUCUGCAUGCUGGAUCUGUGGCGGGAUACGCGGGCGGCAUCCCGACCCACAGAGCCACAUCUGCUCCCGGAGAGCAUCAGCUACCGCGCGACGAGCCCGCUGUACGCCGAGGAGGAGUAUCGGAUUGUGUUGGAGGAGGAGGCCGGGGAUGGGGAUGGGGUGGGGACGGUGCAGAUUCUCGGGCCGGGGGAGGUGGUUGCGAUGCGGGGGGAGAUUCGGUAGGUUUGGGGUUUUCGAGUGGAGGUGGGUGGUGGCUCUGGUGAGUUGCUAGAGGUAGAGUGAGGGUCUAGGAAGUUAUGCUUUGUGCAAAGUACGGUACUGAGUAGUAACUAACUAACUAACUAACUAUAUAGAGGUUCUUACAUUAGUACUGUAUUGGGUAGUGGAUAAAGGCUCAUAGCUCAGAGCUAUGUAGAUUUCACAGCGGCUACGGUGCUUGGUACAGUCG